AUGAAGGGUGCUUUGUUCUUUUGCAUUUGCGCCACACUAGUCCCUAGGUUCAUAGACGCUGCGGCAACAAGAGCCGGCAGCAGCGCCCAGAAAUUCAGGAUCAGGAAUAACAAUAUACGAAAGGCAGUACGGCUAUGGAUGGCAGAUCGUACCACGGCCAGGAGAGUCUAUGGUCCCAUAGAAUCCUGGGAUACCGGCUUGGUAACAGCAAUGGACUCACUGUUCCUGGGAUCAGAGAACUUUGGCGAGGACAUCAGCGCCUGGGAUACCUCGAACGUGAAGAGUAUGCAGUGGCUAUUUUACAAUUCAGCUAACUUUACUGCGAAUAUCUCUGGUUGGGAUGUAUCUCAAGUUUCGGACAUGACAAUGGCGUUUGCAUACGCCAAGAACUUUCAAGGAGAUGUGACAACGUGGGAUACUCGCAGUGUCAAGAGUUUAUGGUACACAUUCGCUUACUCCAGUGGUGUCAAGGCAAACAUAUCGACUUGGAACACGGUCAACGUUGCUUCGAUGCAAGGAACUUUCCAGCAUAGCUCAGGGUUGGAACCAGGUGGUUCACUGCAUUGGGACACGACGAAUGUGGAGGAUAUGACUCACGUUUUCUCAAAUGCCUCCUGGUUCAACCAUGUCCUAUGCUGGAACUUGACUAGUGUAUCAGCCGAUUCGUUGCAACAGGCGUACUGCGACAACAAAAAACGUGGAGGAUUUGAUUGCAACUGUAUCCCUCCCGACCUGCGAGGUUCCAUAAACAGUGAAUGCUUUUUCCCAAGCCCCUCGUGUGCGAGAGACGUAGCCAUUUCGCGCUAA
Molecule: messenger RNA, 807 nt
Organism: Seminavis robusta
Lineage: Eukaryota; Bacillariophyta; Bacillariophyceae; Naviculales; Naviculaceae
Source: the annotation of a GenBank genome assembly